GGCUACCCGUUCGGCACGCUGGUUGACUUCGCCUCCGACGGCGCCGGCUACCCGGUGUUCUGCCUCUCGCCGCUCGCCAUCCACUCGCGCAACCUAAUCGAGGAACCCAGGUGUUCGUUGGUUGUCCAGAUGCCCGGGUGGACGGGGCUGGCCAACGCGCGGGUGACCAUCUUCGGGGACGUGUACCAGCUGCCCCCGGACCUGCAGGACUCUGCUCGCGACAUCUUCGUCGCCAAGCACAGCAACGAGCGCAAGGAGCGCUGGGUGAGCGGCAACUUCGUCUACUUCCGCAUGAACCGCAUCGUGGACAUCUACUUCGUGGGCGGGUUCGGCACGGUGCAGUGGAUCGCGCCGGAGGAGUACCUGGCGGCCACCCCGGACGAGAUCGUGCUCAGCAACCCCAACCAUGUGCUGCAGGUGCUGAACGAGCAGUUCGCGCCUGUCCUGCGCUCCCAGCUGGGUUGCGGCGGCAAGUCGGUGGACGAGCUGGUGUUCAUUUCCAUCGACGCGCUGGGGGUGGACAUCCGCGUGCGCACCGGGCAGGAGUUCAGCGUGGAGCGGAUCGGGUUCGUGGAGCGGGUGGUUAACCUGAACCAGGUCACAGCGGCGAUGCGGAAAGUGGUGGAGGACGUGUGCAGGGUAGCGGCG
Astrephomene gubernaculifera is the source of this 648-nucleotide messenger RNA. The record is from the annotation of a GenBank genome assembly. NCBI's taxonomy places the organism in Eukaryota, Viridiplantae, Chlorophyta, Chlorophyceae, Chlamydomonadales, Astrephomenaceae.